Molecule: messenger RNA, 3600 nt
Organism: Penicillium subrubescens
Lineage: Eukaryota; Fungi; Ascomycota; Eurotiomycetes; Eurotiales; Aspergillaceae
Product: putative C6 transcription factor (OTam)
Exons: 3
Coding region: 1008-3116 (702 amino acids)
Biological process (GO): DNA-templated transcription
Cellular component (GO): nucleus
Molecular function (GO): DNA binding; zinc ion binding; DNA-binding transcription factor activity, RNA polymerase II-specific
Source: RefSeq, a predicted model, not a curated record
UGACAAUUGCGCCCGCCUAAUUAUUAUUCAUCGUUAUUCCUCUUAUUCAUCCGCAGCUGGCUGGGACUGGCUACAGCGGAUUCUUGUUACGAAACCGAAAAGAGGAUCGUCUGGGACUCGGAAACACUGCACGGCUACUAUCCCAAUCAUGAUCGAUCUACUCCCCGUCCCCCCUACAGAGUAUAUACUCGAGUCGAUGUCAUCACUUUUACUCGUAACUCAUUUUCAUUUCCUUCCUAGCUUUGUGUCCACCUUGAACUUGAGAACUUGAACAUCAAACUUCUUUCUUCUCUACAUGCCGUACGGCCAGGAAGUUGCAUAACCGGCACUCUGCACCUCAUCACCCUAGCUGCUAGGUGUAAGGAAUGACGGAGCGAACCAUCCGCCAUCUCAUCUUGCUGCAGUCUCUAGCGGGCUCCUCUGCCUGAUAAACUAGAUCGACUACUGGUUGACAGACUCGAUUUGCUUAUUAUUCUUUUUUUCCUUUUUUAUCCUCAAUUUUCUUUAUUUUUCUCUACUAUUAUCUUGAUCAUCCUACGAAAUACUUCAGUGCUACAAGAGUAUUGAAUAUCGAUUUUAUUUACUAUACUCGAUCUGUUAUUUUCUUUCUCCGGUGCCGGGGCUACGACUGUUCUGAUCGUCGGAGAUAAAAUAUUCUUUUUUUUUGGGGCCAACUGAUAAGCUUCUCGUUGGCUUGAAUUCACCCCCAGUCCUGAUUGUGGAGUGCACCUAGAAAGGUCCAGUCCCUUUGCUUUUCCGCGCCUCCCCGGAUCCUAGACGCCCAAACACACGGCCUCCGAGGACCCUUACGUGACGAAUUCGAUUUCACGAAUCGCAGCCUAUCAAUUAUCUAUCUCUGUACCCCAGCAUUCCCAUUAUCUCUCCGUGCGAGACUCCGCCCAAGCCGCCCAGGCCCUCCCCCCACCACCACCCCCGGUACCUGACAGCCCCAGUUUAUGCUGUUAAGCCUUUAUCUAUAAACUUCUUGCCUGCCCCAUUUACCUCUCAUGGCCACCGUCAUCACCAUCCAGCCUUCCCCAACGGCUGGCUCGGCUGCCUCCCCGGCCUAUUCACACUCGCCCCCCGACCAUCUACGUCGCCGUGCACACCCAGCGUCGACUGCCACACCCAAUACCCUCUCGCCUUCUCCAGUCGCUGGUCAAUCAACAAUAGCCCGUGUUUCAAGACGGGAUGGAGCGAGUUGCGACGCCUGUCUCCGUAGAAAGAGCCGCUGCGCCAUGAAUGACAUCACCAACAAGUGUUAUUCGUGCGAUUUCCACCGUCAGGACUGCACUUUUACUCUGACUGCGGGCUCGGGAGAAGCACCUAUGAAGAAGAGAAAGUUGGACGACUCUGCGCGGGAGCAUGAGUCUAUAAAAAGACCCUCCACCGUCCAAUCAAACCACUCUCUCGCUGACGAGGCUCCUCGCACACAACACCCCCAGGCCAUGAUCCGUUCAGGCUUCUUCAACCAGACUACCCAGCACAUUGGCAUGACCACUGAGUUGGAGCCCACCCUACUUGAAUACCUCCCAUUGGACGAGUACCACGAGUGCACUGUGUCGGCAUCGCGUAUCCGACGGUGCGCCGACGACUGCACAUUCAUGCGGGUCGUCAACACCGUGCCCAUCGGCGACUCGCAGGCCGUGUCGCUGGACGCCAUCGAGAGCCUGGUUGCUCCGUACGGGUCAACGCUAAUUGAAAAGUUCUUCGAACAUGUGCAUCCUUCAUUCCCCAUUCUCAUGGAGGAUGCCUUCCGCCAGUCAUAUCGCGAGCGCAGGCAAUUGUCGCCGCUGCUGCUGGCCGCAGUGUAUGUGCUGACCUUGAAAUUUGUGGAUGUCGGCGUGUCAUCGCAAACGGCGCGCCGGCCCGAUGCCUCGCGGUUGGAGAGCACGGCGCUGAAGCUGCUGAUCGAGUCUUUGCCAUACCCGAGUAUCUCGACUAUCCAGGCUGGCCUGUUGUUGACGCAGAAAUCGACCUUGGCGACGGCGUCCUUGAACGGGCAACUUGUCACAGCUGGUUUUGAGUUGGGUCUACACCAGGAUUGCUCAAACUGGCGGAUGAAGACAUGGGAAAAGGGUCUGCGGAAACGUCUGGCCUGGGCGUUGUAUAUGCAGGACAAAUGGUCCUCGCUUGUGCAUGGCCGACCAUCGCAGAUCUUCGCAUUCAACUGGACUGUCAAGGAUCUCGUGGAGCAGGACUUCUCAGACGCCUUUGCGUCCGGCACGGGCUCUGCUCAUGAUGAGGGAGACGUUGGCCACGGCCCGCUUCUCUUCUGCCAUAUGGUUGCAUUGACAACUAUCCUCUCCGACAUUCUGGACCGCUUCUACACGCUUCAAGCGAUCGAGGACUUCCGCGCUGCAGGCAAUCAGCGCACGCGGAUCAUCUUGGACAAGGCGAAGCCAGCACAGAUCCGACUGAAGGAGUGGUUUUCGUCUCUACCCGCGGCGUUGAAGAUGGAGUCCUCCAGCGGCGAGCUAGUCGAGACCAUCACCGACGAACACGCCCGCAACGGCGCCCUGCACUUGGCCUAUUUCGCGACCGAGAUUACCCUGCACCGCUGCAUCGUGCGCUCGCUAGCCAGCGACGGCACAGACUCGUACCUCGCACACAUCUGUCGCUCCGCGGCAAAGACCCGACUCAUCUCAGCCAUGGACUUUGUCAACCGUCUGCGACCCGCACACCUGCGCUCAUUCUGGCCUGCCUCAGCACGCACCAACUUCUCGCUGAUCGGUUCAUUCGGCAUGCUCCUACGCAUUACAGCGCCGACCAACGAAGAGGCCGAGUUCUACCGUGUCCGACUAUGCGAGUACCGCUGGACGCUCAGCGUGUCCCACAAGAACGCCGAGUUCAUGGGUUUCGCGCUGGAGAGUCUAGACCACGCGACCAUGCUGGAUAAGCAUGUCCCUGCUAAACCGGGUAUCGAAGAGCUCAUGGCUAGCGCGGCAAAGCAACCGUCGCGGCCUACUAUGGGGCCUGGUGAUUACGAUGACGCAAUGGGCGAUAUUGAUAUGCACGGGACCGCGGGUAGCUCGUCGGUUAUCUCUGGCUUGGCCUCGCCCGCGACGAGUGUCAGUGACAUGGAGGGUGAUGAGACGCACAUGCAACCUCUGUAAAUGCCUCUCUACCUGAUGAACAUUAUACCCACUACCUCACACACCUCCUCAUUUAUCCUCUAUUACCUCUACUUCUAUCUCUACCACCUUUGUUGUGUUCCCAAAACACCCACGACAUCUUCGGCGUUCACGGACUCAUUCUCGGAUGAAAGCGCAUGAUCGAAUACCUCUCUGCAUAAUUGCAUCUACCCUGUCCACAUCACCCUGCCCACCAAAAGCGCAGGCAAUUCGAUGAUGGAACCUUCUGCUUUAUUUUUUUAUUUUUGGAACUCUUGUUUUGUGUGAUCUGAUUUGAUUUUACUUGACACGCCCGGGAAUUUAUUUGGCUUGGACUUCUGGAUUUUGGAACUGGAAUUGGAUUUGGAAUUGGAUAUUCCCCUCUUGGAUAUGAUACGGAUUAGUUAGUGAUUUGAUUUGAUUUGCUUGUAUAGACUUGGACAGCAUAGAUUGGGCUAUGAAUGAAUUAUGAUAUCUACUUUUGGGA